AUCCUGUUUUGCGAAUUGCCCUUGUGCCUGCCUUUAUCCGAGACUAAACUUGGUCCAGACAUGAGUCAGACGAUGUGAGUGUAUAAGCAAUCGGUAACCAACCGCCCCACAAAGAGCAGAAUACAAAGUUAGUAGCUCAUAAGGUGUUCUCUGCUAAAAGAACGGUCUACAGUACGCCGCAAAUCACUGAGCUGUUGACUGGUCGAUGAGACGGUCAAACCUUUCCUUUUUCAUUACAUUUUUACCGUCUCCGAUAGUGAAUCGUUACCCAAGCUCUAAAGAUAAGCUCGCGAAGAUACUCGAAGAUCGUUGUAACAAAGCCAAAGUAAUUAGCUCGAAUCCAUCCAUCUCGAAACAAUAAUUGGGAAAAAGAUGACUCGUGAACUAUCGAUACCAGAAUGGUUGAAAAACAGAGGGAUACUAGUCACCGGGGCGACUGGUUUUCUUGGAAAAGUUUUAGUUGCAAAACUGCUAUUGUCGUGUCCGCAAGGUGGAAAUAUUUACCUGUUGGUUAGAGAAAAAAGAGGCCAGAGUCCAAAAGCAAGACUGCAUACGCUGAUACAGCAAGAACCGUACAGGGUGCUUCGCGAAAAUCAUCCUGAACGCCUUAAGCGACUUGUUGUUAUUUCUGGGGAUACAAGCGUCGAGGGUCUCGCUCUUUCCCCCGAGGACAAGGAUCGUUUAAUGGAGGAUGUUUCCGUGGUUUUUCACAUGGCUGCCAACGUGAGAUUCGAUCUUCCUCUACGUACUGCUAUCAACAUGAACACCAAGGGGGCCGCGAAUAUUAUCAAAGUUGCAAAGCAGCUGCCAAACUUAGUAUCUCUGGUUCACGUGUCAACGGCUUACUGCCAUUGCGGACAAACGCGUCUCGAGGAAAGGGCUUACACCCCAAACAUUUCGCCGGAAUUUGCAAUUGCAGCUGUCGACUCCAUGAGCGACGACCAACUGAAGUCUUUAGAGCGCAAAUUGCUAGGCGAUCAACCCAACACCUACGCUCUGAGCAAAUGCCUCAGCGAAGACCUGAUGGCCAGGUCUGGACUUCCGGUAGGCAUCGCCAGACCUUCCAUUGUGAUCGCAUCUUGGAAAGAACCAGCACCGGGGUGGGUGGAUAACUUAAACGGGCCAACCGGUUUGAUAGUAGCCGCGGGAAAAGGUGUGAUCCGAUCGAUGCACUGUAACAGUGAAUACCUUGCGGACUUAAUGCCUUGCGAUAUCGUGGCAAACGCCGUGAUUGCUCUUGCCUGGAAGGUGGGUUUGGAAACUUCCUGUAAACCGAUUUUCGUCAACGUUACGGAGAGCGGACGAAACCCAAUCACUUGGGCAGGCGCCCUGAAUGCCGGCAGAAGACAUGCUCUUUCAAAUCCAUUUUCAGGCCCACUUUGGUAUCCAGGCGGUAGAUUCACUUCCUCAGCAGUUCUGCAUUGGUUUUCUGUGAUGUUCCUUCACCUUCUCCCUGCCUACCUGUUGGAUCCUUUGAUAUACUUGAGCGGGAACAAACCUUUUUUGGUCAAGAUUCAAGGGAGAGUUUCUACCGGUUUGAGCUUGCUGCAGUAUUAUACGACCAAGGAAUGGGUCUUUCUGAAUGGCACUUUAAGAGAACUGCAAGACCAACUAUGCCCCUCGGAUAGCGCAAUAUUCUUCAUGGACACGAAGGACAUGUGCUGGGACGAUUAUCUCUAUCAAUACAUUCUUGGGAUCAGAAAAUACUGCCUAAAAGACGACCCGUCGACUUUGCCUCACGCAAGAAGAGUUUUUCAUUAUUUGUACAUCGCCGAUAGAAUAUUGCGAAUUGUUGUUGCAGGAUUCAUCGCAUGGUUCGUUUACUCAUGGUUCGCGUCAACAACGGCGGGCACAGCAUCGAUAAUCGAGAUGCAAGAUUCAUAGUUACAUUUUUUCUUGUGUCCUUCACGUCAUGUCAUGCAUUGCGAGUAUUUCCCGUCUAACCAGCUGUUCAUACUUAGCUAAAUAACGCAAUUAUACACAUACUGUCACAUAUGUAUGUAUUCAAAUUUCACGUACAAUUAGACCGCGUGGUCUAAUCGGUGGAAGAAAAGCAGGAGAAGAAACUUGUAAUUAAAACAUUGUAAAACGGUCUCACUGACACUGUAUUGUAAAUAUA
Diprion similis is the source of this 2119-nucleotide messenger RNA. RefSeq names its product putative fatty acyl-CoA reductase CG5065. Gene Ontology annotation, cellular component: peroxisome. Gene Ontology annotation, molecular function: alcohol-forming very long-chain fatty acyl-CoA reductase (NADP+) activity. The coding region runs from base 373 to 1884 and encodes 503 amino acids. The record is from RefSeq and is a predicted model, not a curated record. Gene Ontology annotation, biological process: long-chain fatty-acyl-CoA metabolic process. Lineage: Eukaryota; Metazoa; Arthropoda; Insecta; Hymenoptera; Diprionidae. The transcript is spliced from 7 exons.